Molecule: messenger RNA, 1125 nt
Organism: Eruca vesicaria subsp. sativa (arugula)
Lineage: Eukaryota; Viridiplantae; Streptophyta; Magnoliopsida; Brassicales; Brassicaceae
Source: the annotation of a GenBank genome assembly
AUGGGUUUGAAGGAUGUUGUUGAGCUUCUUCUUGAUAGGGAAGCUGAAGUUGAUCCUAAAGAUCGUUGGGGAAGCACUAAUGUUGAUGUAAUUAAGAUUCUUGAGAUGCAUGGAGCUAAACAUCCGAUGGCUCCAACUAUGUGUUCAGUUCGUUUUACUGAACCUUAUUGUAUUCAGGGAACUUACUGUAUGGCAAUGUGGCGUGGCAUUCAGCUUGCGGUGAAAAAGCUUGAGGAUAAAGUUUUAAGCGAUGAUGAUCAAGUGAGGAAGUUCCAUGACGAGCUUGCUUUGCUCCAAAGGCUUAGGCAUCCAAACAUUGUUCAGUUUCUUGGUGCUGUAACUCAAAGCAAUCCAAUGAUGAUUGUUACUGAAUACUUGGCUAGGGGGGAUUUGCGUGAAUUUCUCAAAAGGAAAGGACAACUAAAACCAGCUACUGCUGUUAGAUACGCCCUUGACAUCGCAAGGGGAAUGAGCUACCUUCAUGAGAUCAAAGGAGACCCUAUUAUCCACCGAUGGAGCUUUGGCCAAGGGAAGAUAAGAAUGAACAAAAGAACCAGCUUGGCUCAGAAGGAAGAUGUGAUCAGGAGAACUGUCUAUGUCUCCGAGAUUGAUCAACAGGUAAGCUUUCGAUACCAUUUAUCUCCUAAAACUGCGUCUCUUAACUUGUCUCCUUUGCAGGUUACCGAGGAGAACCUCGCAGGUGUAUUUGCUAAUUGUGGACAGGUUGUUGAUUGUCGUGUAUGCGGUGACCCAAAUUCUCUCCUUUGUUUCGCUUUCGUUGAGUUCACCAGUGAAGAGGGAGCUAGGGCUGCUUUGAGCAUGUCAGGCACAGUGCUUGGUUUUUACCCUCUUAAGUCUGAGAUUGAGCGUGAGAUGUGCAUGAGGACUGUUUGCUGUACUAACAUUGACAAGCGGAUUAGUCAAACUGACUUGAAAGGCUUCUUUGAAAUGUUUUGUGGAGAGUUGCUAGUUAAGAUUCUACUAUUUGCAUUGCAUUUGACUUCAAUACUGUCUCUGAGCUUCUUUGAGCCUCAAAAGAAUUGGAUGCAUAACGUUGAAUAUGAAGUUCCCUAUAAGGGUAAGUCCAUCAAAGACACCAGUAAGGCCUCACUAUCCCCUCGCUGA